UUUUCCGAAACCAAGCAGUUCACUGUAAGUGACACAACGAUGAGGAGCCUCUUAUUAUUGUUAGUUUUCAGCGCAGCUCUUCUGCUAGUGAUAGCACCUUCCGCAGAAGCUCAGCAAAAACGCGUCGUUUGCUACUUCAGCAGCUGGGCCACUUACAGGAACGGCGAUGGCAAAUUCCAGGUGGAGAAUAUCGACCCCUUUCUGUGCACCCACGUAAUUUACUCCUUCGUCGGCGUCAACACUGACGGGUCUGUCAGAAUCCUUGAUUCGUGGAACGACAUUUCGCUGAACGGAUUCAAACGCUUCAACGCCCUGAAGCAGACAAAUCCGAAUCUGAAAACUUUGGUCGCCAUCGGUGGGUGGAAUGAAGGCUCCGUUCGCUUCUCCGACAUCUGCAAAGCCGCCGCCUCUAGGACAACCUUCGUCAACAACCUCUACAAUUUUGUUAAAACAUACGGAUUCAGUGGUCUUGACAUUGACUGGGAAUAUCCUGCCCAACGCGGAGGAAUCUCCGCUGACAAGGCAAAUUUUGUCUCGUUGCUCAGAGAGCUUAAGGCGAAAUUCGCACCCGAAGGACUGGUGCUGAGCGCUGCAGUAUCUGCUGGAAUCUGGGCUGCUAGUGUCUCUUAUGACAUCCCUCAACUUUCAGCCAAUCUGGACUUCAUCAAUUUGAUGACGUAUGACUACCAUGCAUCUUAUGACGGCAAAACCGGAGAAAAUUCGCCAAUGUACGCUGCCUCCAUUGACACCGACAAAAAUCUGAAUGUGCACGCAACCGUCAGUCACUGGAUUCAACAGGGAGCCGACAGGAGCAAGUUGGUCCUAGGAGUUCCUCUUUAUGGAAAAUCAUUCAGCCUGCAGGUGCCAACCAACACUGCUCUUGGAGCCCCAGCCUCUGGAGCUGGCACUGCUGGAGUGUAUUCUCAAGAGGCUGGCGUUCUUAUGUACAGCGAGCUUUGCUACCUGCAGCGAACUCAAACUGGCUGGACCACUUGGUGGAACUCUGCCCAACAAGUUCCAUACACUUACCGGGCUUACGAUUGGGUUGGCUAUGACAACGUGGAAUCUGUGCAAGUGAAGGGACAAUAUGCCAAAAACAACAGUUUGGGUGGAGUGAUGGUGUACGCUCUGGAAAUGGAUGAUUUCAAUAAUUUGUGCGCCGGCGGUCGGUUCCCUCUUCUCAAUUCGUUGAGGAAUGCUUACCUGAGCUGAAACGCAUUAUAUACCGACCUGACCUGACCGAUUAAAUAUUAAUAAAUGCAGCAAGUAAUUUAUACUUCUAUUAUUAUUAACUAAAUAAAUAUAUCCUGAUAAUUUA
Cloeon dipterum is the source of this 1318-nucleotide messenger RNA. RefSeq names its product acidic mammalian chitinase-like. The record is from RefSeq and is a predicted model, not a curated record. Gene Ontology annotation, cellular component: extracellular region. Gene Ontology annotation, molecular function: chitinase activity; chitin binding. Gene Ontology annotation, biological process: carbohydrate metabolic process; chitin catabolic process. The transcript has 8 exons. The coding region runs from base 40 to 1212 and encodes 390 amino acids. NCBI's taxonomy places the organism in Eukaryota, Metazoa, Arthropoda, Insecta, Ephemeroptera, Baetidae.